Messenger RNA from Paramecium sonneborni, 394 nucleotides. The record is from the annotation of a GenBank genome assembly. Lineage: Eukaryota; Ciliophora; Oligohymenophorea; Peniculida; Parameciidae.
CAGAAACUUGUUAUUCAAGAAUUGUUAUUUAAAGAUUGUUGCCAAAAAUACUAUUAUUGCAAUCAAGAGUAUAACACUUAUGGCACAAUACAUUCCAAUUAAAUAUGUAGAAGUUUUCUGUUAGUUAAGCAUUCUGAUAAUAGUAAAAUACUACAAAAACUUUUGGAUUUCCCCUGAUAGAACCAUAUUAUGCCAUGCAAAUUAAAUCUAUAUUUAAAAAGGAAAAUAUAUAAGCUGAAGAAACUAAAUAAGAGAUAACAAGAAAGUAGUUUAUAAAGAUUAGUUGUUUUGACCAAUAAUUUAAUAAGCAAUACUAGGAUUACGAAAAAUGCAUACUUAAAUAGUGAUAGUUUGAAUUAAUCCCAAAGUGUUUAUGAAAAGUCUUGUUGAGGAC